Messenger RNA from Alternaria arbusti, 2214 nucleotides. RefSeq names its product glycoside hydrolase 3 (gene CEL3A). The transcript has 5 exons. The record is from RefSeq and is a predicted model, not a curated record. Gene Ontology annotation, biological process: glucan catabolic process. Gene Ontology annotation, molecular function: beta-glucosidase activity. Lineage: Eukaryota; Fungi; Ascomycota; Dothideomycetes; Pleosporales; Pleosporaceae. Bases 1 to 2214 code for a protein of 737 amino acids.
AUGCGUUCUUUUCUUCUUCCUGUGCUCGCUACGGCUGCUUUGUCGCAAGCUUCAGCCAUUCCGUCUGAAUUACUUUCUUCGAAGCGUGCCGUCGGAAACUGGGACGAUGCCCAUGCGAAAGCGACUGCUGCUCUUGCAAAACUAUCACAGAGCGAGAAGAUCGGCAUCGUUACGGGUGUUGGCUGGCAGAACGGUAACUGCGUUGGCAACACCAAACCGGCUGCCUCGAUUGGAUAUCCGUCGCUUUGUCUGCAAGAUGGACCCCUCGGCGUUCGCUACAUCCAAGGUGUAACUGCAUUCAGCGCAGCUAUCCAUGCCGCCAGCACCUGGGAUCUCGAUCUCAUUCGUGAACGCGGCGCCUUCCUUGGUGCUGAAGCAAAGGAGCUGGGCGUUCACGUCCAGCUCGGACCUUCAGCUGGACCUCUCGGAAAGUUUGCCAACGGUGGCCGAAACUGGGAAGGAUUCGGUUCCGAUCCCUACCUCCAAGGCAUUAUGAUGGCAGAGACCAUUGAGGGUAUGCAAGAAUCCGGUGUUCAAGCGACAGCUAAGCACUGGAUUGUCAACGAACAAGAGCUCAACCGAGAGACUAUGAGCUCAGACGUGUCGGAUCGAGUGCUUCGCGAGCUCUAUGUAUGGCCAUUCAUGGAUGCAGUCCACAGCAACGUCGCGGCCUUUAUGUGCAGUUACAACAAGGUCAACGGAACUUGGGCCUGCGAGAGCGAUGGUGUGAUGAACAAGCUCCUGAAAGACGAACUUGGCCAUCGUGGAUACAUCAUGAGUGACUGGAAUGCUCAACACACGACGACCGGCAGUGCAAACGGUGGAAUGGACAUGACCAUGCCCGGCACCGACUUCAGUGGGGGCAACGUCUUCUGGGGCCCACAGCUUCAGUCCGCCAUCGACAAAAAGCAGGUUCAACAAUCUCGCCUCGAUGACAUGGUCAAGCGCGUACUCUCUUCCUGGUACCUCCUUGGUCAGGACAAGGGCUAUCCCAAUGCCACCUUUAGCUCCUGGAACAUCGGCACUCGUCAGGUCGGUGGCAACCACAAGACGAACGUCCGUGCUACGGCCCGCGAUGGUAUCGUCUUGUUGAAGAACACAAACGUUACAUUGCCCUUCAAGAAGCCCAAGAGCAUCGCUGUCAUCGGGAGCGACAGCAUCGUUGCGCCUAAGGGAGCUAACGCAUGCGUUGAUCGCGGAUGCAACGACGGCACGCUAGCUAUGGGUUGGGGAUCUGGAUCAGUAGAGUUCCCCUACCUCAUCGCUCCUCUCGAUGCCAUGAAGACGCAAGCUCAAAAAGAUGGCACAACCAUCACCUCUUCACCAAACGACAAUGCGCAACAGGGAGCCAGUGCAGCCCAAAACGCUGAUGUAGCUGUCGUGUGCAUCAACAGCGAUGGUGGCGAGGGUUACAUCACUGUUGAGGGCAACGCUGGCGACCGAACUAACCUGGACCCGUGGCAUAACGGAAACGAGUUGGUCAAGGCAGUUGCUGCCGUCAACAAGAAGACCGUCGUCGUGGUCCACAGCGUCGGUCCCGUCAUCAUGGAACAAUGGAUCGAAAACCCGAACGUAGUAGCCGUUGUAUGGGCAGGCCUGCCAGGUCAGGAAUCCGGAAACGGCCUCGUGGACAUCCUCUACGGCGCUGCCUCGCCAAGCGGCAAGCUCCCCUACACCAUUGCGAAGAAGGAAUCAGACUACGGUACCACCAUUGCCAGGGGCGACGACAAGAACUGGGACCUCUUCAUCGACUACCGUCGUUUUGACCAGCAAAACAUUACACCCAGAUUCGAGUUUGGCUUCGGUCUCUCUUACACUAACUUCACCUACUCCGACCUCAGCGUCUCAGGCAAGCCCUCGGCUGGUCCCGCAACCGGUGCCAAGGGUCCCGGAGGCCCUGUCGAUCUCUUCGAGACGGUCGCAACCAUCACAGCCAAAAUCAACAACUCUGGUGGUGUUGCAGGUGCAGAAGUUCCGCAAUUGUAUCUCGGCUACCCUGCGUCGACCAAUUCGCCUCCCAAGCAAUUGAGAGGAUUUGCGAAGCUCAAGCUGGCAGCUGGUGCGAGCGGAACUGCUACCUUCAAGCUGAGGAGAAGGGAUAUGAGCUUCUGGGAUGAGAAGACCAGGAAGUGGAGCGUUGCGACUGGAGAGUACAAGAUCUUUGUAGGAUCGAGUUCCAGGGAUGUGAGGCUGACAGGUAAGAUCACUGUUUAG